ACUCGUACGUACAGAAGCUAUUCGUGUGUUCUGGACCAGGCUUUAACCUCUAUGUUUGGAGUUACCUUUUGCAGAAAAACAUGUGGAAUGCAAAAAUUCUUCUAAGCCUGAUUCUUUGUGUUAUUUUAAUAACCAAGAAAACAGAAGCAAAUGCAGCGGCCUGCGAACAGAAAGAAAAGAAUAUCGCAGCUUUAGAUUUCGCCAAAGAGGCGAUCUCUAAAGCGAAAGACCUUCAACCAACUUGUGUUAAUGAUGACAAAAACAUUACUUCAAAAGGCAGUGAAUGCGGUGUUAAGGAAAGAGUUGCGGGAUAUUUGGAUAUUGCGACGACUUUGAUAGAAGAGGCCAAAAAGAACUACUCUGCUUGUGAGGAAGCCAGAAAUAUAACAAAAAUCUUGCAUAUUCUCAAGAAUCCCGUCGAUUGCUCAGAAAUCCUGGAAAGGGGAGACACAGAAAGUGGCGUGUACAACAUCUGGCCCAAGAGUCGCAUCUUCAAAGGCAGGCCAAUUAGCGUGUUUUGUGAUAUGGACACCGACGGAGGAGGUUGGACGGUGAUCCAAAGAAGAGGAAAUUUCUCACAGAAAGUUGACUUUUAUCAAAGCUGGAUUUUUUACAAACACGGAUUUGGAAAUAUAAUGGAAGAAUUUUGGAUGGGUAAUAUGUACAUAUUUGCUUUGACCAACCAGGAUAACUAUCUAGCACGUUUUGAUAUGAAGACGGUUAACAAUAGUUACUAUUACGCCACAUAUUCUUCAUUCUGGAUUGAGGACGAAUCUACUGAUUAUACUUUACAUUUUAAUAUUUAUAAUGGCACAGCUGGAGAUGGAAUCAGUAUUUCGAAUGGAGCAAAAUUUUCUGCAAAAGAUAAAAUAAACCACAAACCAGAUAGCCACUGCACAUCUAAGAAACAGGGUGGUUGGUGGUACACUGAUUGCGGUAUGAGUAACCCGAAUGGUGUGAAUCACCCAGGUGGUAAAAACGACUGGAAAUACAUGAAUUGGGAGCCUUUGACAGGAUAUGAUUCCUUGUUGGCGAUAGAAAUUAAGAUUAGAAAGAUGUAAAGGACAUACUUUCUUUUUAAAAAUCAAUUCUUUUGUUGAAUGCGCCAGUGAUUCUCAAUCCAGACAUCUGCUACAAAAGUUUGAAAAUGUCCCUGUAAGAGUUUAAUGAAAUGAACAAAUUUCUUUCCAUUUUUAUAAAGGAAAGAAAAGCAAGACAAGAAAUUUUAAUUCGAAAACUAAACACCAGUCUAAAUGCAAAUAUAGGAUAUUUUAUAUUUCACUUCAGAUUGGAAAUGCAGAAACAACUCUUAAUAUUAUUUUAACAUUGGAUUAGUUAUUUAAAAAAUUUUUUUCAAUGCAAUUGGAAAUUUUUUAUAUUGGUUUACCGAUUUUGUUUUCAAUAUUUUUUUACUAGCUAUAAUUUAUAAGCUAUAAGUAGAUACACACUUAAAAAAAAAGAUUUAAAAAUUGUUUAUUAACUUUUAUUUCAAUCAUAAAUAAGCAUUACUUUCGAAUUAUUCAAAAUUCAUUCUAAUGGACUCAAACAAAGAAGCUGUGUUUGUACUGAAAAUGAAAUUUGAAUUCCGAAUUUUUUGAAUGACCGGCAUAUGCUUUUUAAAUUGUUUAAUGGAUGCCUUUGUAUUUUUUUUAAAUGUGUGGAAAAUAAAUCGUAUUUGUAAUUGAAAAACUUAGAAAGAAAUAAAUUCGUUCUAUUUUCA
Messenger RNA from Argiope bruennichi, 1720 nucleotides. Its product is annotated as techylectin-5A-like. The transcript is spliced from 7 exons. The record is from RefSeq and is a predicted model, not a curated record. Bases 81 to 1061 code for a protein of 326 amino acids. NCBI's taxonomy places the organism in Eukaryota, Metazoa, Arthropoda, Arachnida, Araneae, Araneidae.